CACAAUGCGCACACACACACACAUACUUUCUCUCUCUCUUUCUCUUUCUUAUUUUUGGGAACUUUCUUUUUUAAGUACGGAAGGCUGAUUGUAGAAGAGAGAAACUGAAAUUAGAAAGCGAGAGGAAGACUUAAUAUGUAUAAGAACAGGGCAUAGUUAGAGAGAGAGAGAGGGAUGAUAGUGGUGAGAGGUCUUUUUGUUGUGUAUGGUACUGUAGAAGUUGCAGGUUUUGGAUUUUUGGUGUCGGAGGUCCUUCGAUUUGGUCCAUGUGAUAUGUAACGAAAAAUUAUGUGUCUAUAUAUUUAUAUAUCACUAUAUAUUUCGAUUGUGAGUGAUUUGUGGGGAGAGGGAUCUCUUCCUUUUUAGGUCUACUUACCCUGCAACGAGUCUCUGCGUUGAGAAUCAAGGAAUUUGGUGUUACCCAGAUCAUAAAUUCGCAGGAAUCAUAAUGGAUACCACCAUGAGCUUUUCACAGGACAUGGAUGAUGCAUAUGAGAAAUUCAUUAGGAGAAUGAACCCACCCAGAGUUGUGAUUGAUAACGAAUCCUACAAAAAUGCUACUGUUAUAAAGGUGGACUGUGCUAACAAACAUGGAAUACUUCUAGAAGUUGUACAAGUCCUAACUGAUCUUAAUCUUGUCAUUACUAAAGCUUAUAUGUCUUCUGAUGGAGGGUGGUUCAUGGAUGUCUUCAAUGUUACUGAUCAAGAUGGGAACAAGGUUACAGAUGAUGAAACUCUGGAUUAUAUUCGGAAGUCUCUUGGGCCAGAUUCAUGCUUUAUGUCUUCAAUGAGAUCUGUUGGGGUUAUACCGUCAACGGACCACACGUCGAUUGAAUUAACAGGGUGUGAUAGGCCAGGACUACUCUCUGAGAUGAGUGCUGUCCUCACCUCCCUCAGAUGCAAUGUGGUUAAUGCUGAGGUUUGGACCCACAACACCCGGGCUGCAGCUGUGAUGCAAGUAACUGAUGAGGAGACUGGAAGCGCAAUUACUGACCCUGAAAGGCUGUCAAUGAUUAAGCAACUUCUCUGCAAUGUACUCAAGGGUAGCAACAAAUCCAGGGAAGCUAAGACCGUAGUAUCUCACGGGGUCACUCACAGAGAGAGAAGGCUCCACCAAAUGAUGUUUGCGGAUCGAGACUAUGACCGGGAUUAUGAUGAUGAAUCCUCCAAUGAGAAGCAAAGACCAAAUGUUAAUGUUGUUAAUUGGUAUGACCGAGACUACUCGGUAGUCACUGUGCGUUGUAAGGACAGGUCAAAACUUCUCUUCGAUAUAGUUUGCACUUUGACAGACAUGCAAUACGUGGUUUUUCAUGGAAAUGUCGAUGCUGAGGGGCCAGAAGCUUUUCAGGAAUACUGCAUCAGACAUGUGGAUGGAUCCCCUGUGAACUCCGAUGCUGAGAGACAAAGACUGAUUCAAUGUCUCGAAGCGGCAAUAGAAAGAAGAGUAUCUGAGGGCUUAAAGCUAGAAUUAUGCACUACCGACAGAGUUGGGCUGCUGUCCGAUGUCACUCGCAUCUUCCGUGAGAAUAGCCUCAACGUCACCAGAGCAGAAGUGGCAACAAGAGCAGGCAAAGCUGUUAAUACGUUCUACGUGUGUGAUGCAUCCGGUUACCGUGUUGAUUCUAAGAUCAUAGAUUCUAUUAGACAAGAACUCGGCCAGACUAUACUCCAAGUCAAAGGCAGCCCUGAAGAUGUGAAUCAAGUUCCACAAGAAUCUCCAACCAGGUUCCUCUUUGGUGGUCUCUUCAAGUCCAGAUCUUUUUGCAACUUUGGCCCUGGUUAGGUCUUACUCUUGAAGGAACUAAUCAUAGUUCAACCCCCAUGUACAUUGGUACCCCUUGACAGCAAUCCUCACCACAGUUCUCAGCCCUUUCAGAAUGGGAGACCGAGACCAAGACCAAGACCAAGACUUAGUUCCACUUCCACAGCAAUGUCCCAACAGAGAAAUAAAACCCUCAAGGACAUUGAAGUGCUUGUAAAUAUGCCCAAUUUGCUCUCUUCUUACCUAUAUUUGUUACUAUGGAUCCAACUUCACAAUGGAGCCAUAGAAGCAGAGAUGAAAAACCCAAAUCCAGUAAUGACAAGAAAACACACUGUUAGAUUAAAACAUUUGUAAAUAGUAAUUUUCUAGCCUCUAAUUUCUUGGCCCUAUUAUUAGUCAAAUCUGUUAUUUAUUUUCAAUCUGAAUGAGCUGUUUUAUUA
Cornus florida is the source of this 2202-nucleotide messenger RNA. RefSeq names its product ACT domain-containing protein ACR4-like. The record is from RefSeq and is a predicted model, not a curated record. NCBI's taxonomy places the organism in Eukaryota, Viridiplantae, Streptophyta, Magnoliopsida, Cornales, Cornaceae. The transcript has 8 exons. The coding region runs from base 449 to 1783 and encodes 444 amino acids.